AUGGCAAGUACACCACAGACCCCAACCCACCCUACCAACCCACCAACCGCAGACAAAAAAGGACCUCACAGGACUAAAGGAGGAAACCCCAACGACAUCAGAAACUAUACCCUUGCCCUGAUCCCAGACACCGCAAGGCCUACUACCCCCCACGGGACACCUCCACCCAACCCCUCAAUGAUCCGUACCCACCUUCAGCAAAGGCCCGCUCGUGCUACGUCCGCAACCUCCAUACCCUGCACGAACCCCAACCAGAGCUCAGACACUGAGCUACAGAGCCGGGGACAGCACGCCCGAGCCAACCGAGACCGGAGGGACCCGCGGAGAGCAACCAUGGACAUGGGGGUAAAUAAUGUCGAGACACUCACAGGCAACACCUCAAUAUUAUAG
Pelobates cultripes (western spadefoot toad) is the source of this 390-nucleotide messenger RNA. NCBI's taxonomy places the organism in Eukaryota, Metazoa, Chordata, Amphibia, Anura, Pelobatidae. The record is from the annotation of a GenBank genome assembly.